Messenger RNA from Hydatigera taeniaeformis, 2367 nucleotides. Lineage: Eukaryota; Metazoa; Platyhelminthes; Cestoda; Cyclophyllidea; Taeniidae. The record is from the annotation of a GenBank genome assembly.
GUUCAUGUUAUUUUCAGAAAUAAAGAUGGGUCUGAAAUAAGGGUUGCUGGCAAGGUUAAUGACAAUUUGAUGUACCUUGCUCAUCGGCACGGAAUUGAUAUCGAGGGUGCAUGCGAAGCAUCAUUGGCUUGUUCCACCUGUCAUGUCUACGUAGACGAAAAGAUGCUUGAUAAACUCCCUGAGCCGAGCGAUGAAGAAAAUGACAUGUUGGACCUGGCUCCUUUCCUCAAAUCCAAUUCUCGUCUCUCAUGUCAGAUAAUCUUGACUAAAGAGUUGGAUGGAAUCGUGAUCGAACUGCCACCAGCAACUCGGAAUUUCUACUUUAUGUUUCAAGAAGACGGCGAUAAACUUGGAGCAAGUCGAGUUUGGGAAUGUAUUCUUUCCACAGAAAUCGAUCAUAUUAAAUCAAAUGGCGAUCAUUUUGGUCUACUUGAACCCGACGGCACACCAAAUGAAUACUACUCGCGUCUGAAGAAGUAUGCAGACGGAAACCAUGCAAGUAAAGCGUUGAAUAACCUUCCCAACUUUAUCUCCGAUUUGGAAAGCGGCCUUGUUGAAUGCAAGGAUUCUGAAAAGGCUCGAAAACAUCGUGAAAAAGGAAACAGCUACUUUAAACUGGAAGACUAUGAGGCAGCGGCUCAGUGUUACCGAAGAGGAGUUUUAAUUGCGGAAAAGGAGUCAAAAGAAAUGGCACUUCUUCACGGUAACCUAUCGGCGUGCCUUCUGCGCCAGUCAAAGUGGGCUGCAUGCAUCUGGCAUGCAUGUCUUGCCUUAAGAAUUCGCAAUGUUCUGCAAAGUCCAAUUGAGAAACGUCUUCAGCUUAGACUACAAAACGCUUGCGAGAAAAUGGGACGAGAGGCUUUAUCUGAUCAUAACGAGUGUUAUAAGUGGAUAGCAAGGCUCUGUGACGAUUCAGCGCCUCCACAGGAAUCAGAAGAACGCUACGGCUUUGUCAACCUGCCUGUUCCUAAGUUUGGAAGAAGCAAGAAGGUAAGGGCCUUUUCAAAUGGCUUAGUCGUUCGAGAGUCACGCAACCAAGGUCGAUACGUUGUCUGUGAAAGGCAUUUCAAAGCUGGCGAUGUACUAGCAAGUGAGCCUGCUGGUGGCUGGGAGAAAAGUGACAUUUCAAGCGCAAUGGAGUCAGUUGACGAGAUGGCAGUUGCAUGUUGUAUUCUUUUACCAUUUCAACGACACCUUCGUUGUCUUGCCUGUCACAGUCAGCUAGAAAGCGUGGGUUUUGUUUGCCCAGACUGUGAUGGCGCAGCUUUCUGUGGACCGCCAUCUAGUUGUUUCUCUCGGCACUUCAAAAAUGGUCGAUUCAUCAUUCCACAAUGGCACAGAGAUGAGUGCAGGUAUACUUUCUUACUCAAUUCAAUUGGUUUGGGUCAUCUCUGCUACCGCCUGGGGACACUUAGAGGACGAAAUCUUCUUGGAGUCGAUAGGGAAACUUCUCUGAACAGCCUAGUUGACAACUACGAACACUUUACAUCCCACUUUGAAUAUGGUUUGACCGGAUGGCUCUGUGGUCUCCUUUUGGCGCGUACUGGUCUGCCCAACUGUGGCGAUUGGUGCUUUCGAAUGCUACACCGACUACAGUGCAAUGCUCAUGCAAUCACACAGGUUAAUACUGCGGUCGGUGGUGGCCAUGGACUAGUCAGUGUGGAGCAGGAACGCAUUGGGGGAGGUCUUUUUCCUACCGCGUCGUUCAUCAAUCAUGCCUGCGAACCCAACAUCGCGUAUCAAUUCAUGAACGGAUUUAUCGUUAUUCGAUGCAUUAAAGAUCUCUCUCCAGAAGAUGAGGUCUUGGCGUGUUACGGUCCGCACUUCCGACAUGAUCCCAUCGUAGGCACUCGCAAAAGGGCUCUCCUAGAGCAAUAUUUUUUUGAAUGCUCUUGUGUGCACUGUAACGGAACACAGGAAGUUACUGCCCUCUCUCCUGAAGAAAAUGAUCAGUGGUGCAAGCUGAUUGAGCAGAUUCGUUCUUCAAAAACACGUCUGUCUGCCCUUCCAUCGCUGUUCAAAAGACUGAAACGCUUGUCGGAUCCUACCAUCACAGUGACACCUGAACCCUCUUAUGGGGAAAUUGCAGAUGAGACAGCUUUUGGGCUUUUCGAGGGACGCAUGACAAAUUUACCAUUGGAAGCAAGAAAAAUGGCACUCUACUUGACUACCGAAUCGUGCGAGUUUACACGCAAUCGAUUUGGUUCAGAUAGUAUUGAGUACGCUUGGGAAUUACUUAAGCUGGUGACCGUCGCCAAGGUGGCCGGUGAGUGCCCUAACACUGAAAUUAAGGACACUCUUCAGAGAAUCAUGGAAAUUCAUUAUGGAGAACGGGAGACGACCAAGAUUUUAAGCAUAUUUUGGUGA